UCAAUGAUAAACUCAGCGAACUGUGGCGUGAAGCAGGGAACAUAUUACUCAGUUCUGCUGUAUGGGUCUGUCAUUUUGGGAUCAGGGAUGUCCAUUGCAAUCGUUACAGCAUGCACCGCCGUCAUCAUCUACGAAAUCAAGCUUCAGCAACGCAGAUACACCCAGCGACUGAAUCAAAUACAGAGCAUUGCUAUUCCGGAAACAAGUGACCAGAAUAACACUUCAGUCCGAUCAACCAACGGCAACACACUAGAAGCUGUUCACACAAGACAGAGAGUUGACACACCGACUGCGACUGCCAACGGAAGACGAACUAUGUCGGUGAAGGGAUCUAUGAGUCAUCAGAAUGAGCAGCUGACUGAACUUCGGAACUUGUCUGCGAGUAUAUCAGUCAUCUUUGUGGUUCUCUGCGGAACUUCCCAGGCACUCUCGAUCUAUAGCCACA
This is a messenger RNA of Symsagittifera roscoffensis, 445 nucleotides long. RefSeq lists its product as uncharacterized. NCBI's taxonomy places the organism in Eukaryota, Metazoa, Xenacoelomorpha, Acoela, Convolutidae. The annotation marks the transcript as partial. The record is from RefSeq and is a predicted model, not a curated record. The transcript is spliced from 2 exons.